Melanotaenia boesemani (Boeseman's rainbowfish) is the source of this 1322-nucleotide messenger RNA. RefSeq lists its product as uncharacterized. The transcript has 3 exons. Bases 24 to 1322 code for a protein of 432 amino acids. Lineage: Eukaryota; Metazoa; Chordata; Actinopteri; Atheriniformes; Melanotaeniidae. The record is from RefSeq and is a predicted model, not a curated record.
AGUUAAGGUUAAUUCUUGGAUUAAUGUUUAAUGUCCUAUAUUUGUGUCUCUUACAGCAUUGUGAUGAGUCGGUCUACAGGGAUGAUGGAGAACAGCAACCCGAUUCAGGUGCCAGAAGCAGCGGAUGCAGCAACAAGAACACGGGAUUCAGUGACGAGGAAAGUGACAGCAGCAUUGAGGACUCUGUAGGAAGUGAAGACAACACUGGAAGCAGCAGUGAGGAAGAGAACAUGGAAUGGAGUGAAGAAGACAUUCACUUUGAAGGGACAGAGGAAGAGAUGGCACAUGGAGAGGGCAGUGACAAAAGCAAUGUAGACGAUGCUCAGUACUCUUGGUUUACGUAUUUCAUCCUUCAGCUUACUAUGUGGAAGUCACAUUUUACAAUUUCAGAUAACGCAUACAUUGCACUGUUAGAUCUGCUUAGGUCAUUUCUUUUUACAGUUGGAAGCAUUUUCAGACUUGAUAUAUUGAAAAAUUUGGCUGAAAGAGUUCCUUCAACCAUGUAUAUGGUCAGAAAAAUACUUUCACUCAAAAAAGAUGACUUCACUCACUAUGUGGCAUGCCCAGUUUGUAACGAAGUAUACACACUUGAGGAGGCAACAAUAAUUGUAAAAGAUGGACGAGGCAUAAGAAAAAAAUCAGCAAGAUGUAGUCAUGUUACUUUCCGAAAGCAUGCUCAAAAGCGUCAUCGGAAGGAAUGUGGAACCUUGCUUUUGAAAACAGUCACUGGAAAAAAAGGGUUAACAUAUUUACACCCUAAACGCAGCUUUUGCUACAGAAAUGUUACAAAGAGUUUGCAGGACUUAGUACAUAGACCAGGUUUUAAUGAAUCCUGUGAGAAGUGGAGACAACGGGAUAUGUCAGACAAUAUAUAUGCUGAUGUGUAUGAUGGAAAGGUUUGGAAAGACUUUCAGUCUUAUAAUGGCAAGCCAUUCCUCUCUGAAGCACGUAAUCUAGGUCUCAUGCUUAAUGUGGACUGGUUUCAGCCCUAUGACAGAGUUAAAGAUUCCAUAGGUGUUAUGUACCUAGUUGUAAUGAAUCUGCCUCGUGAGGAGAGAUUUAAACAGGAGAAUAUUAUCAUUGCAGGAAUCAUUCCUGGCCCACGUGAGCCCAAAGAGCAUAUUAAUCCUUACUUGGGACCUCUUGUCAGUGACCUUUAUGAUCUGUGGAAGGGGGUUUACUUGUUAGACUCUUCUGCUUUAGGAAAGCAACAAUACAGAGCUGCUCUACUGUGUUUGUCAAGCGAUAUUCCAGCAUCUCGCAAGACCGGAGGAUUUCUAGGCCACAUGGGUUUCCCCUGGGGUGGUAAGGUGAAGUUCUGA